Messenger RNA from Cataglyphis hispanica, 4104 nucleotides. RefSeq names its product coronin-2B-like. The record is from RefSeq and is a predicted model, not a curated record. The transcript has 10 exons. NCBI's taxonomy places the organism in Eukaryota, Metazoa, Arthropoda, Insecta, Hymenoptera, Formicidae. Bases 453 to 2075 code for a protein of 540 amino acids. Gene Ontology annotation, biological process: actin filament organization. Gene Ontology annotation, molecular function: actin filament binding.
UCACUCGUCAGUAGAAACUGAACAGCUGAUGCGAUUGAACGUUUCGAACUGUCAUUACGUAUUUCUUGAUUCUCUGCGCGAGCGCACGUGAAUCGCGAUCUUUCCCGAUCUCGUAAUACCUUUGUUAUUCAAUCGCUAUAAGUGCACGCGUGAGAUAGUGAAACGCAAUUUUAUUUCUUCCCCGCAUGUAAGCGCGACGUGAGAGAACGACUUGUGUAGUUGGUUGCAAUAUUAUCCAUAUCUCUUGUGUCUCUUUUUUCUCUCUUUUUUUUUCCUUCUUCCCUUCCUCUUUCCCUCUCUCUCUCUCUCUCUCUCUUCUUCAACCACCUGCACAUGCAUGGGUCCCGGCUUGUCGAUUACCGUGUCCCCGUUGUGCACUGGCGACGAUCGUCUCACCGCGCACGUGUACUCGUCGAGCACCGGCUGUCUCCAGUUGCCGACUAACGUCAGACAUGACCAACAAUAAGCAGUCGUGGUUCCGUGGCGUUCGAAGCAGCAAAUUUCGACAUGUUUAUGGUGUGCCAGCCAAGAGGGAGAAAUGUUACGAUAACAUCAAGAUCACGAAGAACGCCCACGAUUCGCAAUUUUGCGCAGUAAACCCGAAGUUUCUGGCUGUUGUGACGGAGGUCGCAGGUGGCGGAGCGUUCCUGGUUUUAUCGUUGGAUCGCACCGGACGACUCGACUUCAAUGCCAGUCGAGUAACUGGACAUACCGGUCCCGUUUUGGACAUCAAAUGGAAUCCAUUUAAUGACAACAUCAUUGCAUCCUGUUCCGAUGAUUGCACUAUAAAAUUGUGGCAUAUACCCGAUGGCGGAUUGUCGAGAAAUUUGACUGAAUGGUUGGUAGAGUUGCAAGGACACAAACGACGCGUCGCUUAUAUCGAAUGGCAUCCGGUAGCGGAAAAUGUACUCUUCAGCGCCGGCUUCGAUCAUCUUGUUAUCGUGUGGGAUGUAAACAGAUGCGAGGCAGUGAGUGUUAUCGACAGGCAUCCUGAUGUAAUCUACAGCAUAUCCUUGAAUCGCGAUGGCAGUUUGUUGGCAACCACUUGCAAGGAUAAAAAAUUGCGCGUUUUCGAACCAAGGUCCGGUAUCGUCGUUUCAGAAGGGGUAUGUCAUGCCGGUACUAAAGCGAGCAAGGUUGUAUUUCUCGGUAGUUCUGGACGUCUUUUGACUACUGGAUUUAGCAGACAUUCAGACCGACAGUACGCAAUAUGGAGUCAACAUGAUCUAACUGUCUCACUAAUAUGUGAAACAAUAGAUUCCUCGAGUGGGGUGGUCUUUCCAUUUUACGAUAACGAUACUAACAUGGUGUUCUUAGCAGGAAAGGGCGACGGUAAUAUUCGAUAUUACGAAGUAGUUAAUGAAGCACCUUGGAUGUAUUAUCUUAGUCAAUUUAUAUCUGGAAAUCCUCAGAGAGGCUUAGGCGUAAUGCCAAAAAGAGGCAUCAAUACUGCUAUAUGUGAAGUGUUUAGAUUUUACAAGCUACACGCGACUCGCGGAAUGUGUGAGCCAAUCUCGAUGAUAGUUCCUCGAAAGAGUGAUCAAUUUCAAGAAGAUCUGUACCCUGAUACAAUCGGAACAUGUCCCGCACUGUCGGCUAGAGAUUGGAUCAGCGGCAUGAAUAAUCCGCCAAUAUUAAUCUCUCUUAAGACAGGUGGAAGCAUCUCGACGCAUAAGCCACGAAUAUACAAACCACCACAAUUACCUCCGACUACUGAUCUGAAUAACAAAAAGAAAUUCGCGUUUCUGUCUACCGAGACCAUACCGGAUUACAGACCGGUGGAAUUACACGACAUGUCGGAAAAAAGUCAGAAGACAUCCAGCAAUCAAAGCACAAAGUUUCAACAACUACAGCAGAAGUUUGGAAAUGUCGCUAUGCAGAAGAAUAUUAUAUCCUCUCCACUUAAUGAUAAUAAAGCUAUGGAGAGUGUGGAUAUCCCAAACAAUGAGGCGGAACUUCGAUUAGCAUUUGCUCGUCAAACCGACGAAUUGAGGCUAGUACGACGGCAGCUUGCUAAUAGUCAACUGCGCGUCAAGGAAUUAGAGGACCAAAUACGAAAAUUGCAGCGCCAAUAAAGCUUACAAGUAACAGCUGCAGCAAAUUCGCUUCAAUACUAGCUUUGAGUAAGACUCGCACAGCUUUACUGCUAAACUAUAGUGUUCAGUUACUUAAAACCUAUAGAAUAUAUGUGCACUACUAACAAUUUAUUAAGAAAAAGCCUAAGCUUUUGAGAAAUUUUUAUAUGCUUAGGACAUUUUAGUUCUAUGAUAUUUAUAUACACAAAGAUAUAUUCGCACAGAAUAAUUCUGACUGACUUUCCGUUAGUCUACAAUUUUUAUAUAGCAUAAAACUUGUCGCAUUGAUAUCGACUACAAGGGAUCAGAGAAAGCAGGCUGCAUUUGUUACGUGAAAAUCGUACCUGUUCACAUAUAGCUGGAUGCAUAAGUUGGAUAUAUGUAUGUAUAUCACAUAAGGAUAUGUACAUGAUUAAAAAAUUAAAGGAAGCAUAGUAUCUUUUGACAAAUGAAUAAUUCAUAUAUAAUAUUUUAGUUUGAUGACUCAUUGUACUUUUUCUGAGAACGAUAUGUUGAUACUAGUCUGUUAAUCAUUGUUUAUUUUUUUUAUUGCUCUUUCAUGUUUAUUGAUUAUUUAAUUAAUAUAUUAUUUAAUAUAUUACUACACAAUAUUUAGAAGAUAGAAAUUAUGUAGAAGACAGUAUUUCUUUACACAUUAUCAUGUAUGUUAUAAAUUCUUAUUUUUAUUUGAAUUUAUCUUUACAAAAAAUAAAAUUAAUUUUGUUGUUGAUCUAUUACAGAUGAAUGUCAUAUUAUGCAUCAAUGUCCUAUAAUGCUACUGUGUUGUAUUACGUACAAAUAUAUUAAUAUAAUAAGCAUUUUGCUAUCGCAUAUAUCUUUCACUGCCAUCUACACUGCCGUAAUGUCGAUGGCAAUAAGAUCUUCAAACUUAUGUAAUGAUAAUAUUUAAUUCCGAUAAAUUUCGAAAAUUUUAUCUUACAAUUCCUUAUGUAGUAAAUGUGCAGUAAUAUGUGUGUGCAAGAUUAUUAAAUCACGUACAAUUAAUGCCAUGAUAGAAAAAUUGUAAAUGUUUAUUUUUAAGAAAGACGGCAUUUAUAUUCAAUGUGGGUUUAAUUUCAGCCGAACUUGCUUAAAGAAAUGGUAUGCUAGCAAAUGUAUUAGAAUAUUUUUAUUAUUAAUUUUCUUGUUGCAAAAAUCGUAAGGAAUUCUGUGAAUAUUUCUGCUUAAGAACAAUAAUCAAAUCAUGUAGUGAUUUAUACGUUUAUAUAUGUAUUUUUCAUACAGUGUGCAAUUUUAUUGUGGAUCGAUAAAUAUAGUACCUGAAUGCUACACUUCACAUAUCGCUUGUGAUCAAGUGAGUAUAAGAUUUCGUUAAUCGCGUAGUGUGAACAUAUUAAAUAUAAGUCCUGAAACUUGCUGAUACAGCAACAUGUGACGUAGCAUUCCCUAGUCUUUCUUUAUUAGUUUGUUUACUUGUAACUGUAGAUUUAAUAUACACACAAUAAUACAUUUCAUUCAGACAUUCUUCUAAAUACGCACACCUAUCAUUCAUCAUUGAGAGCAGAGAGUUACAUGUAUUGUAUUAGGCAGUACAUUUUACAGGCAGUAUAAAAAAAUAUGUAUUGCAAAGUAUAGUUUAUAUAAGUAUAUAUUUUCGACAUUUACAUCCAAAGCAAUGAUAUUCAUGAUAUAUAAAAUAUGAUAUAUAUAAAAAAGGUAACUAUUCAUGUUCAAGAUAGAUAUCAUACAAUAAAAGAGAUUUAUGAAUUUUGCUAUGAGUUAUAAAUGCUUAUAAUGCAAUAUUGUGCCGCACAAUAUGUGCCCGUAUCAGAAUUUAUAUAUAAUAUUUAUAUAUCGAUCGAAUAUAUAUAUAAUUAAGAUUCAACUACACAAUACCAAACAGAAAAAAAUACCAAAGAGCUUUAUUGUCUUGCAUAAUACAGGCAAAUUUAUUGCCAGCGCAUACCUAUUUGACAAAUUUAUAUACAGAAACAUUAGAGAAAAUAUUGUAUGUAUGAUAUAUGGCAAGCAAGACUUUCAUGAUAAAAUAAACAAGAAUAUUUAAUCA